AUACAUAAGUGUCUGCGGUGGGAUGUGAAAAUGACACUUGGUGUGUAUUAUUGGAACAUGAUGGAGUCGUCUGCUGUGACGGGAAAUGAUUAUCUUAUACAAUAUCGUAAUAUUUCCUCAAAGCUCAAAAAGCGUUUUCUUCGAAAGCCAAAUGUAGCUGAAGCAAGCGAAGAGUUUGGUCAGUUAGCCCGGGAGCUGAGCGAUGGGGAAGCGUGGGCACAAGCUGGUCUGUGUUGUGUGGCUGUGGCCAAGUGCGAACAGACCUUGGUCAACCCCACCACAGAGGUCUCAGCCAUAACUCAGGCAGCAAGGUAUUUCCUCAAGGCCGAAAUCAUGAACCACUACCUCCAUUGUCCAAGCUUCAAUGAACACCUUAUGACUGCAAUCAGCUGUUUCCAGCAUGCCAUUCAGCUGUACAUAGACCACAAGAAACCAGCUCUAGCAGCAUCACUGUCUGUUGAGUUAGGACAGGCCCUUCGGUCAUUAGGACGGCCAUCUGAGGCCCUGACUCACCUUCGUAUAGCAGCUGACCUCCAUGCUGCUUCUCCCUUCCACCAUCUUACCUGUCUUGGCUAUAUUGCUUCUUGCAAAAUUGAAUUAGGUGACCUUCAUGGGGCUUUGAUGAUGUUUACCCAGAUGGCCACCAUUAUUGAACAAACAGCUGAACAACCACUCACAGGAGCUUACAAGGACAUUUUAGCUAGAUGUGAAAUUUCUUCAUUGCUCAUUUUGCUAACACUUCAGCCACUACCUCAGCACACCAAGCCACCUCAUGCUCAACUCUUGGAAAAGUACUCAUGGAACACAUCUGAUCUGCAAAAAUUUAAUGUGCCUUAUGAUGAUGCUGAGUUAGUAGUGCUUUUGCAGUCCCUGGUGCUGACUUGCCAGGGUCGAGACACUCAAGCUCUUGCUACCCUCAGUCAGCACCUCACACGUUUACUGGGACCUGAACACCUUCACUUACUUCACACACUUGUUACUGAAAUGAACAGAACAUGAUACUCGCCUCAAAUGCAUUAGGAUAAAUAAUUAUGCAUUGACAUUGCACCUGACUUUGUUGUAGUGUGUUUAAAUUUAUUCAGUGACCCUACCACAUAAAGAAAGAUGAGGAAGGGAUAUCAGGAAAUUUUAACCAAAAUUUCUUUUAUCAUGAAUAGUCUCUAAACCAUUUCGUACUUUGAUAAGGUUUUAAAGCAUUUCACAAAUGUUCUAUCACAGAGUUUGACAGUAUAUUUUCCAAAUUUUGGUUGUAAUAUUAAUUGGAAAUGUAUGUUGUAAUGUAUAGUAUACAUACUACAAAAAUUUGUGCUCAGUGCUUGAAAUCUUGAGAUGUACCAUUUAUUUAAUUAUUUUUUAUCAAUGAUGUCCUUACUGCAAUUGUUUUUUUCCUAAAAUAUAUUUGUUUUAGGUAAAAUAAAGAAUUUAUAUUGGUGAGUCAUCCUUUUAUGAAUCAUUUUGGGUAGCAAAAUGUAGAAGAUAAACCAUAAAAUAAUUAUGUCACUGUGCAGUGCCUACAUGAAACAAAACAUCAAACAAUGAUGUUUGUAUCUGAAAGUAAUCCAGUCUUGUGUGACAUCUUUAUAACAAAUCCCAGAUAAGGAAGAGCUCAGUUUUGAUGUUAUAUCUUUUGAAUGUAGAAUGAAAAAUUGCUAAAGAUAUUACUUUGAUAUACAUUUCUUGUGGCAUAGUUCAUUGUGUGGUAAGUGACCUUUCAGUAUCUUAAUGAUCAUUUUUUAUGAAUAGUUUAAUGGUGGGAGGCGGCCGACUUGUU
Messenger RNA from Cherax quadricarinatus, 1771 nucleotides. Its product is annotated as 40-kDa huntingtin-associated protein. The record is from RefSeq and is a predicted model, not a curated record. Gene Ontology annotation, biological process: vesicle cytoskeletal trafficking. Gene Ontology annotation, cellular component: early endosome. Lineage: Eukaryota; Metazoa; Arthropoda; Malacostraca; Decapoda; Parastacidae. Gene Ontology annotation, molecular function: protein binding.